AUGCCCUUCCUGCACGGCUUCCGCAGGAUCAUCUUGGAGUACCAGCCCCUCGUGGACGAGAUCCUGGCGCUGCUGGGCACCGCGGAGCCGCCGGCCGCCCCGCAGAGCGCCGCCUGCCCCGGCGGUGACCGGAGCCGCCUGGGCGCCGUGAGACGCGUCCUGGAGAGGGAGGCGCGCGCGCCCUUCUACCAGGAGGGCGUGAGCUACGCGCUGCUCAAGGUGGCCGAGCUGGGGCGCGUCCCCGCCGCCGAAAUCCUCCUGCAGUUCGGGGCCGAGCUGGCCUUUGAAGAUCCAGUCACCUACUACACGCCGCUGCACAUGGCUGUGCUCCGCAACCAGGCGGACAUGGUGGAGCUGCUGGUGCGCCACGGCGCCGACAUCAACCGCAGGGACCGGAUCCACGAGAGCAGCCCCCUCGAUCUGGCCAGCGAGGAGCCCGAGCGGCUGCCCUGCCUGCAGCGUCUCCUUCAGCUGGGGGCCGACGUCAACGCGGCGGACAAGAACGGAAAGACAGCUUUGCUGCAUGCCCUGGCCAGCAGCGAUGGAGUCCAGAUCCACAACACCGAGAGCAUCCGGCUGCUCUUGCAAGGCGGUGCGGAUGUCAGGGCCACCACCAAAGACGGCGACACUGUCUUCACCUACAUCAUUUUCCUGCUGGGAGAGAUGGUGUGCAGCAGUGCCGAGGAGGCACAGGUCAUCAGUCGCUUCUGCCUCCGUGUCACGCAGCUGCUGCUGGCCCACGGCGCUGACCCCAGCGAGUGCCCGGCCCCCGAGUCCCUCACCCACCUCUGCUUCAAAAGCUUCAAGCGCCACUUUCUGCUGCUGCGGUUCCUGCUGGAGUCGGGCGCUGCCUACAACUGCUCCCUGCAUGGCCCCUCGUGCUGGUCGGGCUUCCACAUCGUCUUCGAGUGCCUCUGCUCUCACCUCAGUGUCUCUGAAGAUGACAGCUUCUCCACAGAGCUCCUCCAGAAGGCUCAGAUUCUGCUGGAGCUCAUGAUGGCGAGUUCACAAGCCGUCCAGCUGCCCGCUGACUUUGAGGUGAACACCAGCAGCUGCAGGUACCACGGGGAGAAGAUCAGGACUCUGUUCUGCUCCUUGAAGCAGCUGGAGCAUUCCCCACAAGGGCUGAAACAUCUGUGCCGGGUGUUCAUCCGGCAGCGCCUUAAACCGUGGCCGGUGGAUGUCAAAAUCAAGGCGCUACCUCUGCCGGACAGGCUGAAGUGGUACCUCCUCAUCGACCACGCUGCUGUUGGGCACGAGGAGCCCUGAGCCCGGCCAGGGUCUCCUCCUUCUCCCCACCUUGGAGGUGACCUGCAGGACAGCCAGCAGGCCCUUGCUUUGGACCAGCUUUUGGAGCAGCGACAAGUGCUGCUGUCCCCGUGCCCACGGCUUGCCCCCAGCGUCCGUCCCCGCCGCGUUUUGGKCCUGGGCUGCUUCGCCCAAUGCUGGGUGUCCUGUGGAGGCCGUGCUGCUCUGCGCGUGUCGGGGAGGCAGCAGGGUGAGGAGAGGCCCUGGGCAGCCGGAUACUGGGGUAGACGGCUGGAUUGGGAGAGAAGCGCCGCUGGUCUCACAGGCAGGACCAGCGGAGCAGCUGGGGUGCUGUGAGCGGGCAGCCUGUCCCUUCUYGUGGCACGCUGGGGCUGGCUGGAGCAGUGCCUUGUUGUUCCCCGUCCCGGAGGGCAGCGGGCGGCUCAGCCCUGCUCUGCAGCGCGUCCUGCCCGGCCGGGCUCCGUGCGAGGGCAGCGGCGGGUCCUGGGCUCUGCGCCGCGGCACCCACGCAGGGAUCAGCGGGCUGCGGGCUGCUCCGUGCCUUGCACCACCCCGUUCUGCAGCCUGCUACGGGCUCUUCCUCUGCUAACUGCUCCCAGGGCCUGGUCUUCAAUGGCUCCUUCCCAGGAACAAGAAAUGACCACGGGGCUCUGGAUCCCUCACGCUUGUGAGGCUGCAGCUGGAAGCUCCAGUCUUUGGAGGCACCUGUGGAUGUCCCUGCUGCAGCUCUCAGACCCCUCCUAGGCACCUGGUUCCUUCUGAAGUGCCAAAGCCUGGUGGGGGAGCUGAGCCCCCUUCCUAUUUUACUAUUUUUUUAUUAUUCUCCAUGGGGAACAGAUGCAGAACGGGAUGGAGAGAGAAAGUAUCAACUCUGAGCAGGUACAAAUGAUUGCAAGUGGAUCUGGGAUCAGCAGGUGAAGGUUGUUCCCCCCACACUGCCCUCCUGGCAGCGCUAUCAUUAUCUUAACCUUCUCCCACCCCACCAUGUUGGAGCUGUGCAUCC
Messenger RNA from Nothoprocta perdicaria, 2272 nucleotides. RefSeq names its product ankyrin repeat and SOCS box containing 6 (gene ASB6). Gene Ontology annotation, biological process: protein ubiquitination; intracellular signal transduction. The transcript has 6 exons. Gene Ontology annotation, cellular component: BRCA1-BARD1 complex. NCBI's taxonomy places the organism in Eukaryota, Metazoa, Chordata, Aves, Tinamiformes, Tinamidae. Bases 1 to 1269 code for a protein of 422 amino acids. The record is from RefSeq and is a predicted model, not a curated record. Gene Ontology annotation, molecular function: protein binding.